AUGAUGCAGCCUACCUUGAAUUCUCUCGGCGGUGUUUCGGCCAUCGCGCAGACACUCGUGCAGAAUCUCCCCUUAUCUCCUACUCAGCAGGAAAUCAGAGGACUACUAUUUCUGUUCUUUGGGAUUACCUUUCAAGCGAAUCACCAGCUCAAUCCUGCCACAGACAAUGUGAAUGCUUACAACAACAUCAUCAACACAUUCGGCAUGGUCAACCAAGUAUUCACAAACCCUGCGACCAACCCCUAUAACAUAAAACCUCGAUACAGAUGCCUGGAAGACUAUGCAGUAUACUAUACACAUAUGACCCGUUCCAAUGGACAACAGGACUUUUCGUUGCCAUUGAUCGGAGAAUAUUUCGAUUCAGUCACAGAACAUGGACUCACAAGACCACCACCCUACAAUGACAUCUGGCCGGGCCUCAUGUAUGUCAACAAUCAGCUCGACGGCACCUCCGCCUGGCAUAUGCCAAAUCUAGUCUCCCCUUCAAAAGGGCACUUAUCCCAACGAUCGGCAGAUCUGGAAGACUUGCACGAACUCAAUCAUUUGGUCACAAUGGUGAACUAUUCGACACCUCCCCAAGUCGUACCCCCCGACUCCAACCCGCCCUCCACGGACGCCUACUUCACCAACCGAGACUGGCCCUCCUGGACCUUCAGCACCCUCUACCAAUCCUACGGCUACUUCUUCGCCGCCUUCCUCGGCCUCACCCGUCUCAACGCCGACAACUGGGCCAUCUUCGGCCUGUGCGUGUCCUUUCCGGAGCUGGAUUGCCUGGGCUCGUUCCGGGAUGAUGUCCGCACGGGGAGGUCGGUCCCUGGGGGUUUGUCGCCCGGAGCGGUGGAGAAGAUCCGGGAGGGCGGGUUCGAUCUUACGGGGGAUACGCCGAUGGAUCUGGACUUGGAACGGGGACCGGGGGGAGGAGGAGAAAGGGCGGAAGGUUUUGAUUUGGAGUUUGCGGAGAAGGGUGAGAGUCGCUUUAGAGAUGCGGAUGUGCCGGCGGCAAUUUUCGGUUAG
Messenger RNA from Letharia lupina, 1014 nucleotides. RefSeq lists its product as uncharacterized. Lineage: Eukaryota; Fungi; Ascomycota; Lecanoromycetes; Lecanorales; Parmeliaceae. The transcript is spliced from 6 exons. The record is from RefSeq and is a predicted model, not a curated record. The coding region runs from base 1 to 1014 and encodes 337 amino acids.